Molecule: messenger RNA, 7792 nt
Organism: Sphaerodactylus townsendi
Lineage: Eukaryota; Metazoa; Chordata; Lepidosauria; Squamata; Sphaerodactylidae
Gene: MYO18B
Product: myosin XVIIIB
Exons: 47
Coding region: 165-7598 (2477 amino acids)
Cellular component (GO): myosin complex
Molecular function (GO): ATP binding; protein binding; cytoskeletal motor activity
Source: RefSeq, a predicted model, not a curated record
GCCCCGGGAGCGGGGGUGUCGCCCAGCAAGCAAGCAAGGCAGGAAGGCUCCCGUCCCGUCCCGUCGUCGCGGCACUGCCCGGAGAGCAGGAGGAGGUCGCUGUCCCUCAUCGUCCCUUCCUCGAGCUCUCCCUCCUCCACCGCACUCACGGCGUCAGCAUCAGCAUGGCCAUCUCCUCACGUCUGGCCCUGUGGGAGCAGAAGAUAAGGGAGGAGGACCGCAGCCCCCCACCCUGCUCUCCACCCCCGCUCUUCUCGGUCAUUCCGGGGGGCUUCAUCAAACAGCUGGUGCGGGAAACCGAAAAGGAGUCCAAAGAAGCAAAACUGAAAGAUAAAAUUACGUUGAAUUCUAAGGAAGAUCCUCCAGGGAAGCAGGUCGAAGGAACCGUCCAGAGGUUUGUGACCAAGGAUGCCAACAUGAUGCAAGACGGGAAGGAUGUGGCCGGGCAGGGGGAGCUGCCCCCAGGCCGGCUGGGUGGCGAGAGGCCCGCGGGGGGAGGCCUGGCUGAGGCCCAGGAGAGGAAGCCCCCGCCUCCCGAGGAAGCCUCCCAGAGGGGCAGCACCAAGCAGCCGGGACCUCCUGCGGUUCAGUCUGCGCCAGCUGCCCCCAAACCAGGGGAGCAAACACACCCCAACUCCUCCCAGCCCUCCCAGGUCCCUGCUCCAGAGCAGAACAAAAACGCCGGCUCAGGGGAUGCCAAAGCUGAUAUAGAAGCAGUGAAGAAAGGCAGCUUACUCUGGAGUAGGCGCUUCGGACAGCCCAGGAAAGAGAACGGGAUGCAGAAGGCCAAGGAGGAGGUCCAGAGCGGGCAGGGCAGCAAAGGGAAGGCCGUGGAAAAGGGGAAAGAGUCGGAGCACACCUGGGAGAAGUUGGGGGAGGCUGGGAAGAGGCUGGCGGGAACCAAAGAGAAGCCAGCGAAGGGUGGGGGGAAGCCGUCUGGAGAAGCCAAGCAGGAAACGGCAGCAGCAGCAGCAGCGGGAGACUCUGCGGAGGCGAAGGAGAAGCAGGGAGGAAGCGGAAGGCGGCCAGCAGAGCCCCAGGAGAAGCCCACUCAAGCGAGAGGAACCAAGAAGCCAGAACCAGCCGUGGGAGCUCCAGAAGGGGAGAGGAAGGAGAAAGGGGCUGAAACCCAGCAGGCAGCGGGAGAAGAAGUCCCUCAGCAAGGCCCCACUUGUGAACAGGGACCGGCGGACACCUGGUAUGAGGCAGAGGCGGUCUGGCUAGUCCAGAAGGAGGGAUUCACUCGAGCCACAGAACUUAAGCCAGAUGUUGGGACUCCAGAGCUACCUCAAGGGAGAGUCCGGGUUCGAGUGGAAGCAGAUGGCUCUGUCAUCGAGGUGGAUGCAGAAGACAUCCAGAGGACCAAUCCUUCCAAGUUCGACUACGCGGAAGACCUGGCCUCUCUGACCUCCCUGAACGAGUCCAGUGUCCUCAACACGCUCCAGCACCGGUUCCAGUCGCAGCUGCUUUACACCUACGCUGGUGCCAACCUGAUAGCCAUCCGGCCCACUUCCUCCGUGACCAGCUGCUCGAAAAAGGUGUUCAAAGGCAAGCGGGACGGGAUGCCCCCCCACAUCUUCUCUGUGGUCCAGAGAGCUUACUGGAGCCUGCUGACGCAACGGCAGGAUCAGACCAUCAUGCCCCUGGGCAGGAGCGGGGCCGGCAAGACCACCUGUUGCCAGCAGGCUCUAGAGUAUCUGGUGGCCACUGCAGGCAGCGUGGACAACCGAGUCACAGCGGAGAAGGUCCAGGCCAUGUUCACGGUGCUCAGAGCCUUUGGAACGGUGUCCAGCAGCCACAGCGCAGCCGCCAGCCGCUUCUCCAUGGUCAUGGCCCUGGAUUUCAGCGCCACCGGCCAAAUCACAGCUGCUCACCUGCAGACGAUGCUGCUGGAGAGGAUCCGUGUGGCGCAGCAGCCGGAGGGAGAGAGCAACUUCCGGGUCUUCUCCCAAAUGCUGGCAGGGCUGGAUCUGGACCAGAGGACAACUCUGCACCUGCACCACGUGGUGGAGAGCAACGUUUUUGGCAUCCAGCCAUGCCUGAAGGGUGAAGAGAAGCAGAAGGCCUCGGCUGCGUUCUCUCAGCUCCAAGCUGCCCUGGAGGCCCUGGGGAUCACGGCAGAGGAACAGAAGGCCCUUUGGCGAGUCUUGGCAGCUAUUUACCACCUGGGAGUUGCAGGAGCGUGCAAAGUCGGCAGGAAGCAGUUUAUGCGGUUCGAGUGGGCCAGCAAGGCGGCCGAAGUGCUGGGCUGCGAGUUCGAGGAGCUGACAACCUCCAUUUUCAAGCACCACCUCAAGCGAAUUAUUGAGCAAGUCACCUCUGGAUCUCGGAGACCGCUCAGCCAAGACGAGGAUCAGUCCGAGGGCCCCAAGAUGAGUGGUGUGGAGUGCGUGGAGGGAAUGGCUGCCGGACUCUAUGAAGAGCUCUUUGCAGCUCUCGUGUCUCUGAUCAACAGGUCCUUCUCCUCAAACCAUCUCUCCAUGGCGUCCAUCAUGGUCGUGGACACCCCUGGCUUCCAGAACCCCCGCCACCAUGGGAAGGCGAGGGCCGCCACGUUUGAAGAGCUCUGCCACAACUAUGCUCAAGACCGGCUACAGAUGCUCUUCUAUGAGAGAACCUUUGUGUCCACACUGGAGAGGUAUCGACAGGAAAAUAUUGAGAUGGCUUUUGAUCUGCCUGAUCUCUCUCCUGCAACUACGGUGGCUAUUAUGGAUAAAAACUCAUCCAAGGGUCACAUCUCAGCUGGGGGCCAGGGGGAAGAGCCCAAGGGCCUGCUCUGGAUUCUGGAUGAAGAGGCCUUGAUCCACGGCUCGAGUGACAGUUCCGCGCUCGAUCGCCUGUGCUCUUACUUUGUGAAGGACGGGCUGCGUGAUGAAGAACAGGGAUUCCUCCGCAAGUGUGAGCAGCCGCUGCAGUUUGAGAUCUCUCACCAGCUUGGCCACGAUCCAGUCCGCUACGACGCCACUGGCUGGAUAGCCAAAGCCAAGUGGAACCUCUCUGCCGAAAAUGCCAUUCAGAUCCUGCAGCAGUCCAAAAUAGAGACUCUGAAGAAGCUGUUUCUGCAGCGGUCCAAAAUGCCCCUGGUGUGCCGGUCGGUGGCUGGCCUGGACGGGAGCUCCCAGCAAACCCUGCAGCGGGUGGGCAGCGUGAGGAAGACCUUUACCAGCAGCUUUGCGGCCGUGAAGAAGAAAUCCGUGUGUGCCCAGAUCAAACUUCAAGUGGACGCUCUUGCUAACCUGGUGAAACGAUCCCAGAUCCAUUUUGUCCAUUGCCUCAUCCCAAGAAUGGAGGCGGGUGGGAUCAAAGAGAAGCCACUGCAAACUUCUGGGGUGCCGGGGGCAGCUGGGUGGGAUGUACCGGCGAUGCGAGUCCAGCUUUCUGGGGGCCAGAUCCUGGAUGCCUUGAGGAUCUACAGAGCAGGAUAUGCGGAUUGCCUGGCGCUGACUCAGUUCCGGCGCCGCUUCCAGAUCCUCGCUCAGCCUGUGAUGAAAAAAUACACCUCUGCCUAUGAGACGACGGAUGAGGACAAGGCUCUGGAGGAGCUUUUCCAGGCUCUUGAUUUGGAGAAGAAAAGCAUUGCCGUGGGCCACACCCAGGUGUUCCUGAAGGCCGGGCUCAUCUCCAGGCUGGAAAAGCAGCGGGAGAAGCUGGUCUCCCCCGGCCUGACUCUCCUGCAAGCCGCCUGCAAAGGCUUCCUCUCCCGGCAGCAGUUCAAGAGGCUGAAGAUCCAGCGCCUGGCCAUUCGCUGCAUCCAGAAGAACGUGGCCGUGUUCCAAGCUGUGAAGACCUGGCCCUGGUGGGAGUUGAUGUGCCGAGUUCGACCACUGCUGAGUGCCAACCUUCAGGAAGGCCAGCUGAGAGCCAAGGAGGAGGAACUCGCAGCGCUCAGAAAGAAGCUGCAGGCCUUGGACCUGUCCCGCCAGGAGCUUCAGCAGAACACGGAGGUGCUGGAGACAAAGAUUGUGGAUCUCACCACGGAGCUGUCGGACGAACGCUUGAAAGGAGACGUGGCCUGCCAGGUGCUGGAAGCGGACCGGGCUGACCGGCUGCGAGGGGUGCGAGAACUCAAAGAGCUGCAGAGCAAAUAUGACCAGCUGCAGAAGAAAAUGGAGCUUGCAGAAAAGCAGUUGGAGGAAACGCAGCAGGAGCUGCAGGUCCGUGACCUCGAAGUCCGAAACUCUGGGAAAGACGGCGAGUGGCAGAUGCGCUUGGACUGUGCUCAGACGGAAAUUGGGUUUCUCCGGAAGAGGGUCUCGCAGCUGGAAGAGAGGCUGGAGUCGGAGCGCAGCUCCAAGCAAGAGCUGGAACAGAAGCUCGGUGAGGCCCAGAAAGCGUACGAGGCUGCCAGGCAGGGCACCCAGAGGCUGAAGAGGAAGUGCAAGCAGCUGACCUGUGACCUGGAAGACACCCGAGUCCUGAUGGAGAGCCAGCAGAGCCGCAGCCAUGAGCUGGAGAAGAAGCAGAAGAAGUUUGACAUGCAGCUGGCCCAAGCCCUGGGAGAGUCGGCCUUUGAGAGAAGCCUGCGCGAGAAAGUGGCCCUGGAGAACACCGGCCUGCAGUAUGAGCUGGCAAAGCUGCAGCAGCGCUUGGAGGAGAAAGAAUUGGAAAACGCCAACCACAGCCAGCGGCUCGCAGUGCUGGGCGCCCGAGUGCAGGAGCUCAGCUCCCCCAGCAGCCUGGACCACAAGGCAGUGGCCACGCUCAAGAGGCAGCUCUGGGACCUGGAAUCCAGCACUACCGAGCAGCAGCACCAGCUGAGCAGCCAGGCGGGCACCAUUGAGCAGCUGGAGCAGCUGCACCUGCGACUCGAACUGGAAAUCGAGCGGAUGAAGCAGCUUCACCAGAAGGAGCUGGAGGACAAGGAGGAAGAGCUGGAGGACGUCCGGCAGUCCUGCCAGAAAAGGCUUCGCCAGCUGGAGAUGCAAUGUGAGCAGGAGUGCGAUGAGAAGCAGACAAUCCUCUGUGAGAAGCAAGACCUGGAGGGCCUUAUUGCCAAUGCUUACAGCAGAUUGGCCACCGAGACUUUGACGUGGAGAAGAGGCUCCGGCCUUCUGCUGGCCACCGCUGGGGGAGACACCGGCCCGCUGGGGAGCAAAGAGGAGGUGGAGAAGCUUCGCAGGCUGCAGGAUUUUACCUCCGCCCACAUGCAGAGGGAGAAGAGAGCUGGUUUUGGAGGGGGAAAAUGCUUGCAGAGAGCUCAGAAGCGUUCAGUAGGUCAGGCCCAGAAGGGAAAGAAGCCUGUUUGUCAGGUGCUGUCUCUGGUGCUGAUCUGCAAACUGCAGUCCGUGCUACGCAGGAAACUCCGCCUGGUGAAUGGCUGCGAUCUUCACCAGUUGCAUUGGGAAGAGAGUGAGGCCAGGUGUGUGGAAGCCCACAAGUCGCACGAACUGCUGGCGCAGGAGCUGGAGAGCAGGCACGCAGAGCUGGAGGCCAUCAGCCGGAACAAGAAUGUGGUGGAUGAGCAGCUGUAUCAGCUGCAGCACGAAAGGGCCGAUCUCCUGAAGCGCAUCGAGGAAGACCAAGAAGACCUGAAUGAACUGAUGGCCAAGCACAAGGCUCUGAUUGCUCAGUCUGCCACAGACAUUGCGCAGAUCCAAGAGUUGCAGGCACAGCUGGACGAGGUGAAGAAAGAGAAGAGCAGCCUGCAAGAGAAACUGCAGGCGGCUCAGACCCGGCUGGCCUACUUGGAGCAGUCGAUGGUGGAGCGGUCCAUCGUCAGUCGCCAGGAGGCCCUGAUCUGUGACCUGGAGAACAAGAUGGAGUUCCAGAGGGUUCAGAUUAAGCGCUUUGAGAUGCUGGUCCUGCGUCUCCGGGACAGCGUGAUCAAGGUGGGGGAGGAGAUGGAGAAGGCAAAGGAGGCGGAAGUGCGAGAGAAGGAGAACGCCCGCUACUACCAGCUGCGGAUGGAGGAGAUGAAGGCGGACAUGACGGAGCUGGCGCAGAGGGAACUGGAAGCCAAUCGCAGGCGGGUGGAGCUGGAGAAGCAGGUGGGUGAGCUGUCUGCUGUGAGACAGACGCUACAAGCAGACCUGGAGACCUCCAUCCGGCGCAUUGCAGACUUGCAGGCGGCUCUGGAGGAAGUGCAGUCAAGUGAUGAAAGUGACACAGAGAGUGUCCAGACUGCUCGAGAAUCACUCAGCUCGAAGCAAGAGACCGAGAGCCAGCUGAGCUUGGGGUCCAGUUGGAGCUUGAACCUGGAGCCUGAAGGAAGCGUCCAGUCGUGGUCAGCUUCGGGUUGGUCCUCUCCAUCAGGCACGAGUCUGGCUGGAACCUUCUCGAGACAACCUGCAGACAGCCGCAGUGCGCAGAGCCUGAGGAUAAACAAGGAUCUCAGCUGGAGCCCCCCGGCGUCGUCUUCUUUGAGUGUUAAAAGACAGGAAUAUGGACGAAAUGCCCGGGAGGAGGAUUUGGGCAACAGCGUCACAAGCCCUUCCCUGGGUGCUCAGAGGUGGGAAUAUGGGAAGCUCCUUCCCAGAGAGGACUCUGACGUGCCCAGAAAAUUAGGCCCUGUCUCUCCAUCCAUGAUGAGAAAGAGGUCGUCUCCAGUGGCGUCUGCAGAAGGAAAACUGGCAAGUCCCGUGUCCCCAUCUGUGAUUAGAAGGAUGUCUCCUUCAGCUGAGGGCAAAUUGUCACACUCUUCAUCGGCCCUCUCUGAAUAUGUGGAAGAGCUGCGGAGGCAGAGGUUGAAAGACAAAGAGCCGGGAGUCCUGGCACUGGAUGAGGCUUCGUCUUUGCCCAUUUACCAAACGACGGGGGCCUCGUCCCUGAGAAGGUGCCGGACUUUGCAGGAGGAGGACGAUUUCCCAGUCAGACCAGACAAACUUGGGGAAAGUGUUGGAGCAGGCCUGACCCGGUCUUCCAGUUUGCGAAGCAUCUCCUCCGAGGGUGGGAUUCGACCAGCCCCCUCGCCCAUUCUGAAGAGGGUCUCCAAGUUUGGUUCCUGUGACUCCCUCAAUCAGAACGUAGAUGAGGCACACUCAGAACUCAGUUCCUCGGCCCCAAGAGGGGAAACGUCCAGCGCUUCGAGGCAUAAGCCAUGGAGGAGCCACCUGGAAGGAACCGCGGAUAUGGACCUGGGCACGGAUCCUCUGGUGUUUCAGAGCAAGAGAUUUGGAGAUGCUGCGAGCAAAGGAAAGGAAAGCGGCCCGUUCUCUUGGGAAAUACCUACGCUAAGCUACGAAAGAAAGACAAACGUUGACUUUGAUGAUAUUCUUCCGGCCAUCCGGAAAGCCCAGUCAACCAGCAGCCUCUCCCGAGGCCCCAAGGAAAGGAAGGAAGGUCACAGGCCCAUGAGCGUCCACUUUGAAGACCAGGUCUCCAGUGGCCGCACUUUCUUCUCUGAGACCCCCGUUUCGCCAGGCCUGAGACGCAAAGAGGACCCUGGAAACCUCUCAGAUUCUUCCUCCUCUUCCGGCUCUGUGGUGUCGUUCAAAAGUGCCGACAGCAUCAAGAGCAGGCCGAGCAUCCAGAGGCUGGAAGGGGAAGGGUGUGUUGAGAAAGCCAACGCUGCAGUCGCCAAAGAUGGGGGACGGUCCGAGGCAGACGGGAAGGAUGACGACGUCAACAGCAUCAUGAUGAAAUACUUGAAGAAAGAGUAAGGGGUCAAAACAUCAACCCAAGCAGCAUCGAAGAUGGAUCCGCUUGGACCGCUCUCCCCCACAGGCCGGGCUUUCUGUCCCCCCAGCCCUGCCUGGGCCUUUGACCCAAAGGUGCAAGAUGUGUGACAGACACAGCAGAAGCUGGUUUGGGAGCUCUCUGUGUCUCUUGCAAAAUAAAACAUUUGCUUAAUGGA